Molecule: messenger RNA, 3496 nt
Organism: Syngnathus acus (greater pipefish)
Lineage: Eukaryota; Metazoa; Chordata; Actinopteri; Syngnathiformes; Syngnathidae
Product: NAD(P) transhydrogenase, mitochondrial-like
Exons: 22
Coding region: 281-3496 (1071 amino acids)
Biological process (GO): proton transmembrane transport; NADPH regeneration
Cellular component (GO): mitochondrial inner membrane
Molecular function (GO): NADP binding; NAD binding
Source: RefSeq, a predicted model, not a curated record
GUUUGUCCUAAUGACCCCAUUUAAUCCUCAAAACAUUUGCCGUCCCUGGUUAACUUUCUCCGCUUGCUGCCUGCUCAACUAGCCGGAACGCACUUGGCACACUUUCCACCUGUGCCGUCAUAAUUCCAGAUCUCGCGAACAAGCCGCAGUGUGCGAGAGAUCAGGUCCGGGACGUUUGCGUGUCCCGUCGAGCUGAAAUGUCACUCUGCUACGUCUGCUAGCUCUCUUGGGACGCACAGCCAAGACCCAGAAGGAGUCUCCGGGCAGACGCGCCGUGGCCAUGUCGACCCUCCUGCACUGCCUCUCCAGCUCGUCUCUCACUUUGCUCCACCGAGGGGUCCGUCAGAAGAUACCAGCAAGGAGGAAUUUUAGGACUUUCCCUGCGUUAUGGGACCAACAGGCCAACAAAGGUGUUCUCUACAAGGAGCUGGUGGUUGGCGUUCCCAAGGAGACCUUCCAGAACGAGCGGCGUGUGGCGCUGUCUCCUGCUGGGGUGCAGGCGCUGGUCAAGCAAGGCUUCAGUGUAAAGGUGGAGAGUGGAGCUGGUGAGGACUCCAAGUUCUCUGACCAGCAAUACAAAGAUGCUGGCGCCAGCAUCACUGACGUCAAAGGGGCCCUUGGAUCAGACCUGGUCCUCAAGGUUCGAGCACCCAGUCUGAGCGAGGCAGACCUUCUGAAGCCAAUGUCCACCCUGGUGAGCUUCGUCUAUCCGGCUCAGAAUCCGGAGCUGAUGAAGAAGUUGUCAGAGAGGAGGAGCACAGUGUUGGCUAUGGACCAGGUGCCCAGAGUCACCAUUGCGCAAGGCUAUGACGCACUCAGCUCCAUGGCCAACAUUGCCGGGUACAAGGCUGUUGUUCUGGCUGCCAACCAAUUUGGUAGAUUCUUCACUGGCCAGAUCACAGCAGCAGGAAAAGUACCACCUGCUAAGGUCCUGGUGAUUGGAGGAGGAGUAGCCGGUUUGGCAGCCGCAGGGGCAGCCAAAUCCAUGGGAGCCAUUGUCCGAGGAUUUGACACAAGACCAGCAGCUCUGGAACAGUUCAAGUCAUUUGGGGCGGAGCCUUUAGAAGUGGACGUCAAAGAGUCUGGCGACGGGGUCGGCGGUUACGCCAAAGAAAUGUCAAAGGAGUUUAUUGAAGCUGAGAUGGCGCUGUUUGCCAAGCAGUGCAAAGAAGUCGACAUUGUCAUCAGCACCGCUUUAAUUCCAGGAAAGACGGCUCCUAUUCUGAUCAAAAAGGAAUUUGUGGAGUCCAUGAAGGAUGGUUCUGUGGUGGUGGAUCUGGCUGCCGAGGCGGGUGGUAACAUAGAGACCACCAGGCCUGGAGAGCUGCACAUUCACAAGAACGUGACCCACAUUGGCUACACGGACCUGCCCAGCCGCAUGGCCACCCAAGCCAGCACUCUGUACUCCAACAACGUACUGAAGCUUCUGAAGGCCAUCAGCCCCGACAAGGAGUACUUCCACUAUGAACCCAAAGAGGAUUUUGACUAUGGAACAAUGGACCACGUGAUCCGCGGGACCCUUGUAAUGAAGGAUGGACAGAAUAUGUUCCCGGCGCCACUUCCCAAGACCGUCCCACCACCACCGGUGAAACAGAAAUCCGUGGCAGAGUUGGAGGCUGAGAAAGGGGCUGGAGUUUCUCCCUUCAAACGCACAAUGACUAAUGCUGGCAUCUAUACUUCAGGUUUAUCCACCUGUCUGGCUCUGGGCCUCAUCUCGCCCAACGCCGCGUUCACGCAAAUGGUAACGACCUUUGGUCUGGCCGGGAUCGUGGGGUACCACACCGUGUGGGGUGUCACCCCCGCGCUCCACUCGCCUUUAAUGUCCGUGACAAACGCCAUCUCGGGUCUGACAGCGGUUGGCGGUCUGGUUCUGAUGGGCGGGGGUCUCACACCAUCCUCACUGCCUGAGAGUCUCGCCCUAGCAGCUGCCUUUAUUUCCUCCAUCAACAUUGCUGGUGGUUUCCUUAUCACCCAGCGAAUGUUGGACAUGUUCAAGCGCCCCACUGACCCCCCGGAGCACAACUACCUGUACAUGUUACCUGGGGCUGCAUUUGUUGGUGGAUAUGGUGCAUCUUUGGCAGCUGGUUACAGCAUUGAACAGAUGAUGUACUUGGGCUCCGGCUUGUGCUGCGUCGGCGCACUGGCAGGCCUUUCCGCUCAGGGCACCAGUCGGCUUGGAAAUGCGCUGGGCAUGAUGGGAGUUGCAGGGGGCAUCGCCGCCACCCUUGGUGCACUCAAGCCUUCUCCAGAGCUGCUGUCACAGAUGUCAUUGGCCAUGGCCACUGGAGGGACUCUGGGUUUGACCUUAGCCAAGCGGAUCGAAAUCUCCGACUUGCCUCAGUUGGUGGCGGCGUUCCACAGCCUUGUGGGCCUGGCGGCGGUUCUCACCUGCGUGGCGGAGUAUAUGAUCGAAUUCCCCCACCUUGAUGCUCACCCUGCCGCCGGCGUGCUCAAGACGGUGGCCUAUUUGGGCACGUACAUUGGUGGGGUCACCUUCAGUGGAUCACUGGUCGCCUAUGGCAAGCUGCAAGGCAUCCUGAACUCUGCGCCUCUCCUAUUGCCCGGACGUCACAUGUUGAAUGCUGGCCUCAUGGCGGCGUCAAUGGGAGGCAUGGUGCCCUUCAUGCUUAGUUCCAGCUACGGUACUGGAAUGGGCUGUUUACUGGGAGUAUCUGGGCUGUCCACUGUAAUGGGCGUCACCCUGACAGCAGCUAUCGGAGGUGCAGACAUGCCAGUGGUCAUCACCGUAUUGAACAGCUACUCUGGGUGGGCACUCUGCGCUGAAGGCUUCUUACUGGACAACAAUCUUAUGACCAUCGUGGGCGCUUUGAUUGGCUCCUCUGGCGCGAUCCUCUCUUACAUCAUGUGCGUGGCGAUGAACCGCUCCCUGCCUAAUGUGAUCCUGGGUGGCUAUGGCACCACCUCCACGGCAGGUGGCAAACCCAUGGAGAUUGUUGGCACCCACACGGAGGUCAACGUGGACCAGACCAUUGACAUAAUCAAGGAAGCCAACAGCAUUAUCAUCACGCCAGGCUGGGGGUUGUGUGCAGCAAAAGCCCAGUAUCCAAUUGCAGACAUGGUGAAGAUGCUGAAGGAACAAGGCAAGACUGUCAGGUUUGGUAUCCAUCCAGUGGCCGGGCGUAUGCCAGGCCAGCUAAACGUGCUCUUGGCUGAGGCCGGUGUACCAUAUGAUGUUGUAUUGGAGAUGGAUGAGAUCAACGAAGACUUUCCAGAAACGGACCUGACGCUGGUGAUUGGUGCCAACGACACAGUGAAUUCUGCAGCUCAAGAAGAUCCAAACUCUAUAAUUGCCGGCAUGCCUGUUCUAGAGGUGUGGAAGUCCAAACAGGUGAUCGUGAUGAAGCGGACCUUGGGUGUGGGCUACGCUGCGGUGGAUAACCCCAUUUUCUACAAAGCCAACACAUCCAUGUUGCUGGGAGAUGCCAAGAAGACAUGUGAUAGCCUUCAAGCAAAGAUUAGAGAGGUCUUCUACUAG